Molecule: messenger RNA, 2234 nt
Organism: Hydra vulgaris (swiftwater hydra)
Lineage: Eukaryota; Metazoa; Cnidaria; Hydrozoa; Anthoathecata; Hydridae
Molecular function (GO): GTP binding; GTPase activity
Source: RefSeq, a predicted model, not a curated record
GUUUUUCAUGAUAUCAUGACGUUGCUCAACAAAACAUUUUUUUGUUUAAAACAAAAAGUAUCACAAACAAGAACCAUCUAUUAAUUACACCUUUGUUUAGGAUAAUUGUUUUCAAGGUAUUAUGUUACUUAUGAUGCAUUUUGUUAUUUUAUGCAGUUAAUCUUAUCAAAGGGAUAUGCAAACAUGAAGAUGUUCAAAUACUUGUUUCAUAGAACAAAGCAAGUUUAUUCUGAUCCAAUGAAAACAAAGACUGUUAAAGUACUGGUGAUGGGAAAAAGUGGAGUUGGAAAAACGUCUGUAAUUAGAAAGUUGUGUGAUUGUGAGGAUUUACUGCAAAAUAAUGCUCCUACGUGUUACGAUGUUUAUCAAAAAGAUCUUUUGAUAGAUGAAUAUAAUGUGACAAUUCAGUUUAUGGAUUUAGGAGGCUUACAUGCUUUUCCUUCAAUGCAAGAUGUUUUUAUUAGACAAGCAGAUAUUUUUUUAUUAGUUUACUCUGCUGAUGAUCCUGAUAGCUUCAACAAAAUGGUUGAUUUACGAAAACUUAUUGUCAAUGUAAAAAAUAAACAUUCAACUGAACUGCCAAUAAUUGUUGUUCGAAAUAAAUGUGAUUUAAAGAAAACACAAUCAAAAAAAGAACACAUGCGAAAAAAGUCUGUUCAUCAAUGGUGUUACUUAGUCCAUGAUGUUUCUGCAAAAACCUGUCUUAAAAUUAAUGCUAUUAUGGACAGUUUAAUAGAAGAAUCAAAAUUUAUUGGUAAUUCUGAUGACUUGGGAAGUGCUCAAUAUAGUGGUAAGUAUGUUUACAACGAAAAACUUAAUGAUGUUGAAAAGAAGAUUCAGUACCAUAAGCCACCGAGUUUGUUUCAUAAUUAUGAUAAUUCUGAUGAGAAGAUGGAGAAACGGAGGCGUAAAAUUGCUAGACUUGAACAACGGAAAUCACCAUCUUUAAAUAGGUUUAACAAUAUUAUAAGAUCUUCAUUUCGAAAAUUAAAACGCAAUACUAGCUUACACAGCAUCAAAUCUGAGAAUUUGUAUUCAGAAAAUCAUAAUGAUUUUUUAGCACCAUCACAUUUAAAUGAUUCGAAAGAAUCAUCCAGGAAAUCAUCGAAAUCAGAUAUUUACAGUAAAGAUACUUAUGGCAGCAGAGUAAUAUCGCCAACAUUAAAAAAAACUGAGUUUUUUCAAGAGGGAGGAUCCAUUCCUGAUCCAGUUUUUCUAGACCAAUCCUUAAAUAUAAGAAAAAAAAGUUUAAGUUCCAAUGAUUUAGUCUUAGGCACAUUAGACACAUUUCAAGAAAAACAUAAACUAUUAACUUCUCAAAGUGUCAUAGAAUCAGAACAAUUUCUAAAGCCAGCCUUGCGUGCAAGAUGUCAAACAGAAUUUCAAAAAAAAGCUAAACCUUCAAAACUUGAUAUUGUCCAUACAACAUUGCGUACUGAUGUUGUGCCAGAGAAUUAUCAGGUGCCUAUAUAUUCUCGUUCAAUGUCUAUUAAACAACCAAAAUCCUCUGUUGUUGUAAAAGAUUCUAUUGAAGAAGAGGAUCCAAGUAAAAUUUAUCCAGUACCACAAUGGAGAGGUUCUAAUCGUCAUUCUUUAAUUAGUAAUAAAUUAGAUAUAAGUACUCCCACAGGGGAUAAAUCAGUUGACUCCGAAAGCAGUCUAUAUAGUUUGACAUAUAACUUGUAUAGUCGUAGAAAGAGUGUAAGUGUUGGAGAUAUUGCAUCUUUAGGAGCUUUAAGCCAAAAAAAGUUAAUUCAAACUGAUGACCAAAAGUCUCCUAAUACCAAUUCAGAAGAAUCUGUUACUUCAAAAUUUACAUUAAAGAAAAAAUCUAUAGCAUUUAACUGCAAUGAAAAACGAAAAGAGUCUCAAAAUAAAAAAAUGUCUUUGCAACCUCAACAUUUUAAGCGCAAUAACUCAGACGUUUAUGAAAAAGACUAUAGUUGUUUCACAGAAGAAUCAAAAAACAUAAAAAGCAAUAGCUGGAACAAUUUACUUCCUAUAGAAAGCAAAAGACUAUCAUUUCAAGGAACAGACUAUUUUACAAUUUUUGAAAAAGAGGGUCAAGAAAGUAACCCUUUAAAACCAAGCUGUGAAAAUUUAACAUCGUCAUCUUACGGAAAACAGUAUUUAAAAUCAAUUUCAAUAUUCUGAUUUUCAAGAAGUUUCAGUUUUAUUUAAGUUAUUUUUUGUGUAAUAGUGAUGAAGAAUAAAUAUAAAAUUGAAAACAUUAA